AUGACACUAUCAGCGGGCAUGCCUAUCACAGCCGCAGAGUACAACACCUUCUACUUCAUCGCCAAACUUAUCCGCCAAGUGUUCCCAGGGCACAGAUUGUACGUCGCCCGUGAAAAGAACCUAGCCGGCAAGGUCCUCAGCUACCACGCCGGGGUAGCCAAGUAUGAAGGCAAGGUGAUGAAGGAAAUCAUCAUGGCUAGCGGCAAUGCGAGGAAACGCCUCGGUGCACUAGACACGCUUUUAGGAGAUCUUGAGGAUUACGUGCACGACAACUUUGAGCAGAUCGAGGCGGAACAGCGGGCUAGGGAUGCUGAACUUGAUGCUGAACUUGAUGCUAUGGAACCAUCUAGUGAAGAGGAAGAUGAGGGGGGGAAGAGAAAGGGGAAAGUGACGGGUGGAAGAGGUGUUGAUAAGAAGCCCCGGUUGGACACUGACCAGUCUGUAGAGAAGGGUGAGGCGGACGGUUCUGACAAAAGCAAGCACUUGGAACAAGACAAGGAUGUUCCAAAGUCAGGCGAGGACUCUUCACCAGUUCGAGUGAAGGCAAGAGCGAAGCGAGAGGAUAGAGAGUUGAAGGAAGGUACAGGGGGCGGUCGGGGUGAUGCGCAGACUUCCUAG
Molecule: messenger RNA, 618 nt
Organism: Alternaria ventricosa
Lineage: Eukaryota; Fungi; Ascomycota; Dothideomycetes; Pleosporales; Pleosporaceae
Exons: 2
Coding region: 1-618 (205 amino acids)
Source: RefSeq, a predicted model, not a curated record